Messenger RNA from Camellia sinensis, 597 nucleotides. RefSeq lists its product as uncharacterized. NCBI's taxonomy places the organism in Eukaryota, Viridiplantae, Streptophyta, Magnoliopsida, Ericales, Theaceae. The record is from RefSeq and is a predicted model, not a curated record.
AUGCCUGUGCCACCACCUAUAGUGCAAGACCACCAAGCCAACGACCGAACUAUUACUCUCACAAAGGAAUUUGAAAAGAUGAAACCGCCAUCGUUCAAGGGAGGAAUUGAUCCACUAAAGGUAAAGGCUUGGGUUCUUGGUAUCGAGAAAUUGUUUAAAGUCUUUCCAUGCACAGAAGCACAGAAAGUCUUGCUUACCACUUUUACACUAGAGGAUAAGGCGUGCCGUUGGUGGAUGUUUAUCCGAGAAGAACACCAAGGAAUGAAUUGGGCUCAAUUUUUGGACGUCUUCUAUGAGAAGCACCGCCCACAGAGUAUCCGGGACAGGAAGGUGUCGGAGUUUGAGAACUUGAAGCAAGGGAACAAAACCGUAGCGGAGUAUGAAACAAAGUUUACCGAGUUAGCCCGUUUCGCACUGCAUUUGAUCGAUACGGACUACAAAAAGGCAAGGAAAUUUGAGGGAGGUCUUCGAGACUCCAUUCUUGAGAAGAUUAAUGUGUUAAAGGUACAGAAAUAUGUGGAUGUAUUGGAUAGGGCUAUCAUAGUGGAAAGUAACCAAGCCAAUCGCAAAACGCCAGGGCAAUGGGAUUGCCAAUGA